Molecule: messenger RNA, 1197 nt
Organism: Lynx canadensis (Canada lynx)
Lineage: Eukaryota; Metazoa; Chordata; Mammalia; Carnivora; Felidae
Gene: SLFNL1
Product: schlafen like 1
Exons: 6
Coding region: 1-1197 (398 amino acids)
Source: RefSeq, a predicted model, not a curated record
AUGAGGCCCCUGGCCCUGCGGGAGCGGGCGUCCUUAAGGGCCUUGGGCUUGGGAGCCUCUGCACCCCCUGAGUCCCCUGGGAGGCCCUGGGAAGAACAGCCAGCAGUAAGGAAUCCCGGAAGCCCUUCUGAGGGAGACCUCUCCAGGGACCCCACCCCCAGGAAGAGAUCACCGCAAACGCAGGUGCAGCAGCCCCUCAUGGAGCUCCCGGGCACGCCGCCCCUGCAAGAGGUCCCCGGGGAAGAGUCCCUGCCUGAGGACUCAGGCCUGCAGGUGACGCCCAGCACGCACAUUCUCUACGUGGGCCACCUGAACCCCCAGUUCUCAGUGCCUGUGCUCACCUGCCUGCUGCGAGACGCCCUGGAACGGCUGGGGCUGCCGGUGGCACGGGAGCACAUCGAGGUGGUGAGGCGACCACGGAAGGCCUACGCACUGGUGCAGAUGACCACCCACAGGGACAGCCUGGCCUCCCUCCCCUGGCGCCUGCAGACGGCCGUGGAGGAGCACCAGAUCCUCAAGGAGCUGGUGGCCCGCGGGAAGGCGCUGGUGUUGGGUGACGGCCGAGGGCCCUCGCGCGCCAGAGAGGAGGUCCCGGGCCAGGAGCGCCUCUUCCAGGGCGCCUUCCUGGGCAGCGAGACGCGCAGCGUGGAGUUCAAGCGCGGCGGCGGCGAGUACCUGAGCCUGGCCUUCAAGCACCACCUGCGGCGCUACGCGUGCGCCUUCCUCAACGGCGAGGGCGGCAGCCUGUUUGUGGGCGUCGAGGACAGCGGCCUGGUGCGGGGCGUCCCCUGCAGCCACCGCGACGAGGACCGCGUGCGCCUGCUGGUGGACUCCAUCCUGCAGGGUUUCCAGCCCCAGGUCUUCCCCGACGCCUACACACUCUCUUUCAUCCCCGUGGUCAGCACCAUCGCCUCCCCCACCCCCCUCAAGGUGAUCCGCCUGAGCGUGCGUGCCCCCAGGGCCCAGGCCGAGCCGCAGCUCUAUGAGACUGACCAGGGGGAGGUGUUCUUGCGGCGGGACGGGAGCAUCCAGGGCCCGCUGUCUGUCCACGCCAUCCAGGAGUGGUGCAAGCAGAAGUGGGUGGCGGAGUUGCGCACGCUGCAGGAGAGGGUGAAGGUGCUGACGGCGGAGAAGGAGCAGCUCCGGCAGCAGCUCAAGCAGCGAGGACCCGGCUCCCGCACCUGCUGCGUCCUGUGA